Molecule: messenger RNA, 1751 nt
Organism: Notechis scutatus (mainland tiger snake)
Lineage: Eukaryota; Metazoa; Chordata; Lepidosauria; Squamata; Elapidae
Source: RefSeq, a predicted model, not a curated record
AGGUAUGGAAAUAAUAAAAUCCCGUCUUCUCCCAUGGUUGGGUACUUGCUUUUCGAGCCCACCUUUUGAAAGCAGCCUGGACACAUGUUCUUCCGUAUUACAGGAAUCCCUUGAGAAAGACAGACUGCUGAGGGAAUUAAGCAGCGUUCGGAACUUUGAAGUUGAACAGCUGGAAAAAGAGCUGAAUGCCACACGGUUACAGCUGAGUUUGGUGCAACAAGAUCUGACAGAAGCCAAGUUGUCUCUCGAAGACACAAAGUCCAAAUCAGCUACUACUCUUUUGGCAGCAGAAGAUGAAAUUGUUCAGCUAAAAACAGACUUAAAGGCUUCUCGGGCAAAAUCAGAUUGCACUUUGGAGAAUCUGGAUGAGUACGAGAAUCAGUUACAGACAUUGAAGGAUGAAAUUGCUAUCCUUCGGGCUGAGAAGUCCCUUCUUCAAAGCAGGCUUGCACGAAAUCGAUCUUCUCCUCCGAGACUUGCUCGAAGUAGAUCGCCGAGUCCACCUUCAGCACGAAAUUUUUCACCCAGCCGGGGAAGACUUACUUAUGCUUUGCGCCACGCUCGCCUUGUGGAACGAUUCAAUGACAUUUACUCUCAAGAACGUCUAGACGCUCAAACCCUCUUGAGGAGCUACACAGAUGAUCUGGAAAUGGUGCAGAGAAUAAUCUAUACCGCUGUUGUGGAGUCCUUCUAUGCAGCAAAGAAGGCCUUCAGACAGUUCAAAAUGCGCGUUAGAAAGACACUGACCCUCAGUUAUUCAGGGCCUGAACCACUUGAAGAUAUGGUGAUGGACUAUAUAAUUCGUCAGGAAGAUCUCUAUGAUGUUCAGUCCAGCGUCAGUGAAGUCAUCCGUGCACUGAACAUCAGUCCUAAGAUUUCUCUUCCAGGAGUUGAUUUCAUCAUAAUCAGUAGUUUGAUACGGGAGUUAUGCCGGAUAGCUUUUUCCAUGCAGACUCUAGAUCCUCCCCUUGAUGUUUCUUUUGGUACAGAUGGAGAGCUGUUCAGCGAGUACAAGUACCGUCGCAGCUAUGAUUCCGAUUUUACAGCUCCACUGGUGGCUUAUCAUGUCUGGCCAGCUCUCAUGGAAGAGGACUCAGUGAUUGUGAAGGGAGAGGCCGUAACUAAAAGAGGUGCUCUGUGGUCCAGAAGCAGAAACAGGAGCCAAAGUCGCAGCCGUAGUGUCAGCCCUCUGCCUCGUAGUACAGCCUACUCUCGGAAUUUGACAACUAGAAGCCGGAGUCCUUCCCCAUUACGGAACGGAAGCUCAAGAAAGUAGAUUCUCCAACAGGAUAUGACUUUUUUGAUUCUGUACAUCUCGAUCAAUCUGCUUCUACGGUGCCUUCUCUUGUUCCAGCAGUACCUCAAACUAUACUUAAAAUAAUGUGAAUGACUGUUUUGAAUGCCUCUGACAAAGCUUAGUAUGUUUUUAUAACUUUGCAUUUUUUUUUAACAAAAUGAAUGCAACCGUGAUUUUAAAAUUGCAUAUGCAUUUUAAGGUUUUCUUGAUUUUUUAAAAGAUUGUUUACAUAGCUUGUGACAUCACUUCCUUUGGGGAAUUCGGAAGGAGAAAUGGGAUAGGAUGCCAGCAUUCAAUAUAUUGCGAUCAUCAUCAGACCUUUAGGAUUUAUUUUGAGAACCGCAAUAUGUUGAGGCUGCAUUCGUAUAUUAUAUGUAUUUGUUUGCAAUUGAAUUUUGAUUAAACUCUGUGGCACUUAAUACAGAGUAGAUGUGUGUAAAAUUGCAUGGUAUGG